AUGCUCGAUAAGCUCGUCGGCCUCGCCAUGCUUGCGGCCGCUUCCUUUGUGUUCCUCUACUACACAAUCUGGACGCUGUUGAUGCCCUUUGUCGAUGACGACCACCCCCUCCAGAACUUCUUCCUCCCCCGCGUCUGGGCCAUCCGCAUUCCCGUCAUCCUCAUCCUCCUCGGUUCCGCCGUCGUGGGCUCUUUCUUGGCCAUUGUCAUGAUUCGCAGCAACCAAAAGAAGGCCGCCAAGGCCAAGGCUGCUGCCGCCAAGAAGAAGGCAUAA
Messenger RNA from [Torrubiella] hemipterigena, 273 nucleotides. NCBI's taxonomy places the organism in Eukaryota, Fungi, Ascomycota, Sordariomycetes, Hypocreales, Clavicipitaceae. The record is from the annotation of a GenBank genome assembly.